CGAAGAUAGAGACAAACCCCGAUGACAGCUUUAUGGGCGUCAGUUGGCGUUAUUACAAUUUUGUUGUUGUUGGUAUAUAGAUACAUAUUUACAACAACAUAUGAGAUCUCCAACGAAACUCUGUUCAGAGAGGAAGGCCCGAAAGCUCUGGCGGCAACUGCUAGCGAUGGAUUUGAAGCAGUGAAGGCAUUGCCUUGGCCUCGGAGUUUGCCGGGCCUCAAGCAAAUUGACAAAUACAAAGCCCUGAAAAGACAUGUUCUGGCGCAAUGGAACGAAAACGAAGACAUGAAAGCUGAGGUUCGCCAGCAACUACGACAUGCACUGAUGGACCGUUGUCAAGUUCAUAUUACAUGGCUACUGCGGGUGGAAAGAGAGCAGCAGUCAAUCGAGCGAAUGGCUCGUCGAGGAAUGAUGUCUGAAUCCGACUUGAAAAAAUUCGCACGGUUCUCUCAACUUUUAGACACGGAGGUUAACGAUGUUCGACACGAAGCAGGGUGGCUUUGUGAUGAUUUGGAGCGCAGCCAACAGGCCUCAGAAGAAAUUUGGUGCGCAAAAAUCUUUUGUGUGCAUGAAAAUAUCUAUCUCUAGGCGGAUUGCCGUGCAAAUAUGGAACCAAAGGCGGCAGGAGGAUGCAGCUCGUGCACGUGCCUUAAAAGCAACGACUGAAGAUGCAGCUCGGCGCCGUGAUGCUGGCAGUGGUCUGAAGGGUUUGAAGGGAGGUUUUUUGGGUAAGGUGAUAGAUUCUAAGCCCAGCAGUUCAAGACAAUUUGCUUCUACUCAGCCGGCAUUCAAACCCAUGACGUGGCCAGAGACUCAUCCUAGAGAACGCGCUAUCCAAGAGUAUGAAUUUAUCAAGGCUGGUUUCCUCAACCAGGACCAGGACAAAGGCGAGGCUGUAGGGAGAGCUAGACAGCGUUUAAGAGAUGCCCUCUUGCAGCGAUGCCAACAGCAGAUACCGUGGAUUCUUAGCCUGCGGCAAGAGCAACAGCGGACACGUAUUGCCACGGAGCGUGCAAGAUGGCAGUCCAGUGAAAUCCCAACAGCUGAAUAUUUGAGCACACUCCAAGUCUUCGAAACUAAGUGCAAGAUGGAAUCAGCCAGCAUUCAGGAGGAGGCUGAAUGGCUUGGGGAACAAGACGGCACUCCAGGAAUGGGAGAAAAGAUAUGGUCAAUGGCGUUUGAGCUUCACGCCAAGGCCAAUGCCCAAAAUACGAAACGCGAGAGAUUACUCCAACUACACCAAGAAAAGAUUCUCCAGACUUAUGCGGCAGGAACUGCAAAACCCUGGCCAGCUGACCUACCGGGCGUCAAACAGCGUUCAAUCUAUGACCAGAUGAAGUCGGCAGCAUUACAGCAACUGUCUCAACCUGCUCAGGCCGCAAUGCUUCAGGGUCAUACCGCACCCCGGGUGGUUGGAGAACGGGCUGCUCGCCAGCUACGUGCUGCCCUGAUGGCACGCUGCCAGCAGGUAAUACCUCUUAUUCAGCGCCUCCAGGCUGAAGGUUUUGUCUUCAACAAAGCUGUCGAGCUUGGUCAUGUUAAUGAAAAAGACAUUGCUUGCUUCGAGGCAGUUGAUACCAGUGUUAAGGCUGAGAUCGAAGCAGUUAAGAGUGAAGCUAAUUGGCUCUCUGAUAAUUCUGGAACUAACGUUGGCAUGGGGGAGCAGAUCUGGCCUGCCGCCUUUCAGAUUUACACCAGGCGGCGCGCUGAGGUCACAAAGCAAAUCCAAACUGCCCAGACGAAUCCCCUCACUAUAAACACUGUGUUUGCAGAUGUGGUUGAUUAAAGGUAGAUCAAUUUGGUUUUUUGGUUUGCUAGCUUUCCUAUCGCAACAAAAGCAGAAUAUGUGGUUCUCCAGAUGCGCGCAGAUUUAACUGCGGCACAUCAGGCUAGGUUCUGCGGACGCGAAAUAGCCUCAACUCGCCAACAACUUAGGUAUUGGAUUUCUAUAUUGGAUUAGUUGAAGUAAUUUACGGGGCCUAUCCACCGCCGAAAAAUAACCACGGGUGGACUGGCACUGGCCAGUUGGCCACUUCGCCGCCUAAAUUGACCGUACCACUGGCAGGGCUACUAGACUCGGAGGUCGCGGCGGGGGCCCCCAACCCGAGCCGGACACCGGGUUCUUUUUUACAGUAAGAUCCUGAGCGAUCCUCCCCAAGGUAAAUUCGUGCUGAAUUACCCUGCGACACUUAAUGCUCCGUGAGUACAGCUAAAUUUGGCUGUUUUACCCCCCCUUUCAGCGUGAACGGCGCGCUCAAACCUGAUGGCCAGUGAAUAUUGCCACCGUUCGGCACCUUCCGAUUCCCGAGGGGCGAAAGCAACCACACUUUGCCAUAUAAUAAUGGGGGCUCGCUUCACGUAGGUCCUGUCUGCAUCCUUGGGGGCAGCGCAGAAGCUGAGAUCGAAACUAUUUGCGUGCUAUGCGUCGGUGCGAUCGACAGCACGGCCGCCGGAUGCUGC
Messenger RNA from Pelagomonas calceolata, 2460 nucleotides. Lineage: Eukaryota; Pelagophyceae; Pelagomonadales; Pelagomonadaceae. The record is from the annotation of a GenBank genome assembly.